CCGCCGCGCCCUGCGCGUGCGCUCCCGCCCCGCGCCCUGAGGGCUCCGAGUGGAGCGCCCCCGACUUCGGCGCCGGCUGGAGCCGCUCGGCGCGCCCCGGAGCUGCCUGCGGUCUCCCCCUUGUCUGCCCGGAGGACUGGGGCUCCGGCCCGCGCCCAGUCCCUCCGUCGUCCGGAGCGUGCGGAGCUGGGAGCGGCUUGGCCAUGGCCGCCAGGAGGGACUCCGUGUGGAAGUACUGCUGGGGAGUUUUGAUGGUUUUAUGCAGAACUGCGAUUUCCAGGUCGAUAGUUUUAGAGCCCAUCUAUUGGAAUUCCUCGAACUCCAAAUUUCUACCUGGACAAGGACUGGUACUAUAUCCACAGAUAGGAGACAAAUUGGAUAUUAUUUGCCCCAAAGUGGACUCUAAAACUGUGGGCCAGUAUGAGUAUUAUAAAGUUUAUAUGGUUGAUAAAGACCAGGCGGACCGCUGCACUAUCAAGAAGGAAAACACGCCUCUUCUCAACUGUGCUAGACCAGACCAAGACGUAAAAUUCACUAUCAAGUUUCAAGAGUUCAGCCCUAACCUCUGGGGCCUAGAAUUUCAGAAGAACAGAGAUUAUUACAUUAUAUCUACAUCAAAUGGGUCUUUGGAGGGCCUGGAUAACCAGGAGGGAGGGGUGUGCCAGACAAGAGCCAUGAAGAUCCUCAUGAAAGUUGGACAAGAUGCAAAUUCCGCUGGGUCCACCAGGCAUAAUGAUCCAACACGACGCCCAGAACUAGAAGCCGGUACAAAUGGAAGAAGUUCAACGACAAGUCCCUUUGUCAAACCAAAUCCAGGUUCUAGCACAGACGGCAGCAGCGCCGGACAUUCCGGGAACAAUAUCCUCGGUUCCGAAGUGGCCUUAUUCGCGGGGAUUGCUUCAGGAUGCAUCAUCUUCAUCGUCAUCAUCAUCACGCUGGUGGUCCUCCUGCUCAAGUACCGGCGGAGACACCGGAAACACUCGCCGCAGCACACGGCCACGCUGUCGCUCAGCACGCUGGCCACCCCGAAGCGCGGCGGUGGCAACAACGGCUCGGAGCCCAGUGACAUUAUCAUCCCGCUGCGGACUGCGGACAGUGUGUUCUGCCCCCACUACGAGAAGGUCAGCGGGGACUACGGGCACCCCGUGUACAUAGUCCAGGAGAUGCCCCCCCAGAGCCCUGCGAACAUUUACUACAAGGUCUGAGACUCGGCGGUGCCUUGGCUUUCCCGGAGGAAACGUCCUGGCCCGCGGCCGCCCGGGGAGGGUUUGAUGACCCCCUGCGCGUCGCCUGGACUGGAGCGCAGCGGGGGAGAGGGAACG
Molecule: messenger RNA, 1322 nt
Organism: Enhydra lutris kenyoni (northern sea otter)
Lineage: Eukaryota; Metazoa; Chordata; Mammalia; Carnivora; Mustelidae
Product: ephrin B2
Exons: 5
Coding region: 204-1205 (333 amino acids)
Biological process (GO): axon guidance; blood vessel morphogenesis; ephrin receptor signaling pathway
Cellular component (GO): plasma membrane
Molecular function (GO): ephrin receptor binding
Source: RefSeq, a predicted model, not a curated record